Molecule: messenger RNA, 429 nt
Organism: Acytostelium subglobosum LB1
Lineage: Eukaryota; Evosea; Eumycetozoa; Acytosteliales; Acytosteliaceae
Exons: 1
Coding region: 1-429 (142 amino acids)
Source: RefSeq, a predicted model, not a curated record
AUGGGCACGAUCACUCACCGCAAGGAUGAGGAGUACUUCAUGCAGCCACACAACCACCAGGCAUGCGAGAGCCAGUACCAGCAGCUGAAGGAGCGUGCACUCAAGUUGGGCGGUGCCUACCACACACUGCUCCGUUGCAUGGUGGCGCGUGUCUACGAGCGCAUCUAUGGCAAGGCAUUGGAUGACAUAGAAAGCCUGGAGGAGGUGGACAACAUCACCAACAUUACCGACUGUGUCUCGAUCGACAGCUGCAACGAAGGAAUCGAGUUACUCUGGGACAUUGCAUUGUUCAUGUGGUGUGACUCUGGCAUCAUGUGGCACUCAUUCCUUGGCGGUCUCCUUGUGACCAAGGAUCGUCUCGUUGGCGAUGACACUGCUGGCUAUGGAUAUGAGGACAGACCAUGGGAGAAGCAGAAGGGUCAAGAGUAA